CAGCACUCGGCUCUGCCAGCGGUCGCAUGCGCUCGUCCAACAUUGAUUCGGCGCUCUAUUUUUUCUGGUUUUUUUUCACCUUCUCGGCCUCCCUAUUCUGUGCUCUGUUCUAGCUGCACCCCCCCCCCCCCUCCCCCAUCUGCGCACUUGCGCGUGUGUGAGAGUGUGUGCGUGAGUCUUGCGCCGCCGCGGCCCAGGGAUCAGAACAGACACCACCACACUUUGCCAAGGAUUCUUUUUUUUUGUUCACGGUUCGUGGAAAGCACUGUUUUAUUUUAAGUGCAUCCAUCUCGUCGUUGAAUUUUUUUCUUCUAAUAUUAACAUUUCUAUUUUUAUUAGACAAUAUUUGUUGUUACAAUUGUUUUAAUUGUUUUUGCUGGUUGUGGCCCUUCUAUAAAAUCUUCCUUUUUAUUUUAAACUUUGGCCCACUGUUUCUUGUUAUUAUUAUUAUUUAUUUUUUACAACCCCCCGCCCCACUGCCCCAUCUACUAACUCUCUACAGUCUGCCAAACGUGCGUUUGCUUUACAUUGGGGAGGGAAGAAAAAAAAAAACUGGUGCAGGAGACUUUUCUUCUUUUUUUUCCACUUUAAACGCUGUGCCAAAUUUAUGAUGAGAGUGCAAAAUGGAUGAAUUUCAUCCCUUCAUCGAGGCCCUCCUCCCCCAUGUCCGUGCCUUCUCCUACACCUGGUUCAACCUGCAGGCCCGCAAGCGCAAGUACUUCAAGAAGCACGAGAAGAGGAUGACCAAGGACGAGGAGUGCGCGGUGAAGGACGAGCUGCUCGGCGAGAAGCCGGAGAUCAAGCAAAAGUGGGCCUCGCGCCUGCUGGCCAAGCUCCGCAAGGACAUCCGGCCGGAGUUCCGCGAGGACUUUGUGCUCACCAUCACGGGGAAGAAGCCCCCCUGCUGCGUGCUGUCCAACCCCGACCAGAAGGGCAAGAUCCGCCGCAUCGACUGCCUGCGCCAGGCCGACAAGGUGUGGCGGCUGGACCUGGUGAUGGUCAUCCUGUUCAAGGGCAGCCCCCUGGAGAGCACGGACGGCGAACGGCUGGUCAAGUCGCCCCAGUGCUCCAACCACGGCCUGUGCGUGCAGCCGCACCACAUCGGAGUGGCGGUCAAGGAGCUGGACCUCUACCUGGCCUACUUCGUCCACUCGCCAGAACAAUCAGGACAAUCAGACAUCUCAAACCAGCAAGGAGAAACAGACGUCAAGCCCCCGGCGAAUGGCCACUUGAGUUUCCAGGACUGCUUUGUGACUUCUGGGGUGUGGAACGUAGCCGAGCUGGUCCGUGUGUCGCAGACCCCAGUGGCGACGGCGACCGGCCCCAACUUCUCCCUGGCUGACCUGGACAGCCCCGGCUACUAUAACAUCAACCAGGUGACCCUGGGACGGCGCUCCAUCACCUCCACCCCCUCCACCAGCUCCAACAAGCGCAAGUCCAUCGACGACAGCGAGAUGGAGAGCCCGGUGGACGAUGUCUUCUACUCGGGCCGUUCCCCAGCAGCUGGCAGCAGCUCCCAGUCCAGCGGUUGGCCCAAUGAUGUGGAUACAGUGCAACACCAUUUGGCCAGUGUGCAGGAGAGGAAGAUUAAGCAUGAGAGUGAUGGAGUGCAGUUUCCUUACCAUGGACUCUCAUCGCCUGGUUCUCUUAAGAAGCCGGGGAAAUACGAUUUCAGCGCCCUGUCCUCCCAGACGAGGUCCCCCCGCAUGGCGUUCACCCACCACCCACUGCCAAUGCUGGCGGGAGUGAGACCAGGGAGUCCCCGUGCUUCAGCCUCGGCCUUGCACUUCCCGUCUCCCUCCAUCAUCCAGCAGUCUAGCCCCUACUUCACCCACCCAACCAUCCGCUACCACCACCACCCUGGACAGGACCCCCUGAAGGAGUUUGUGCAGUUUGUCUGUGCCGACGGCUCGGGGCAGGCCACCGGACAGCAUACUCCACGCCAGGCGCCACAGCUCCCAACAGGUUUGUCGGCAUCGGAUCACGGGACAACAACUUUUUGAACAUCCCGCAGCAGACACAGUCUUGGUUCCUCUGACAAGAUCUGUGCACCAACCAGCAACUAGAAUUCUUUCUUUACAAUCGGAAAUAGAAAAGCAGAGAAACAACCCGCAGGUUAACAGCCGUCCUCCAUCACCUCCACCCACCGACCGGCCCACACCGAAACACAACCGAGCAACGCAGGAGAAACGACAGCAGCACGGCGCUUUUUUUUAGAGGAACUCUGGACUCAUUUAUCCAGUCAGAGGUGAGGACCCGCUUCUUUUCUCCAGCGAGGCGGCGUAUCGAUGGAAAAGAUGAACGGAAGGACGAAGAGGACGCCAGGAUGAAGAAGGGGUGAAGGGGUGGAGCGGCAGCCAGCCGCUCGCUCCUUAGAAUACACAACACCGAACCAGCAGGAGGAACCCGAGCAGGAGGAACCCGAGGUCAACUCCUCCUCCUCCGUGAGGACGCAUUGUGUCAUGAAUGGCUAAGAAAAUCAACUGUCGCAACAACAACAAACAAACAAACAAAAAUCUGUUUUUUUUCCCACACAACAUUUAAGCUCCACCCACAAUGAACCCGUUAUUUGGUUUCCGCCCCGUGCUCCUGUGAUGUCUGCCCAUCACCCAAAACUAAAUCCAAUUGACCGACGUUUCCUCUCCGUCCACUAGAGAGAGAGACCAUGCCAAAACAUAUCUUGAUUGAGGGUUGCACUAGAAGCUCGAAUCAAUUAACACUAAUCGUAACGAUGUGCACUAUUUACCUACAGGCAUGGUAGGUGAACCAGACUGGCCUAUUAGGAGGUUUACAGAGGGGGGAAAGCCAAGGUGGCAAGGAGCCUCCGCGUGUCCUCAAACCCCCCCCCCCCAUCAGUUUGACAAAUCAUUUGGCCUCCGCUCAUUCUCACACCUCCACCCCUGCGCGUGCGACACACACACACACACACACACUUGCACAAUCUGUGCCACAAUCACAGCGCGUGUGGUACAAUUUACUACGCACACACACACAUACACACACACAGUUGCCCAGUCAGACAUUUUUAGAUUGUAGGUGGUGGUGUUGGGUUCUUUUCUUCCCGUUUGAUAUGCACACACGUGUCAGCCCAGUGAACUCACUCUACCUAUUUGAUUAGAAACGCCGUAUUUCGGACUAGACAGCAGCUAUUGGUUCCCCCCGUUUGCCCUCUAGUAAUGUAGAUGAUUAUCUCUUGUGUGUUCUCUUAUUUGAAUUUAUUCCUUUUUGGAUUUGUACUAUUUUAUAAUUGUUUUGUAUUUGAAUGACAGCACCUUAUAGAGACACACAGUGGGAUGUUGAAGCGGUGUAGACAGGGUGGUCAGCUGACCUGGACCAAAUAGUAGAUGCCAAAACAAGUCAAGACGAGGUUUGACCUUUUAGGAAAUGCGCUAGUUCUUUCCCUUGUUUUUCUUUUCUCUUGCCGAGAUUGAGACGAGCUGACUCGGCAAAGAAACAAAAUGAGCGAGAAGCGUGUUUUCCACAGUGUCAAACUGGUUCUUUUGUUCCCAGUGCCAGAUGAACCAAUUUGCCACCUACUGUACGUUGGAGGACCACACGAUGCAGGAUUUUGACAAUCACAGGAAGCGUAAUUUCUGGCGAACGUACCUGCUGAACCAUACAGUUUCAUAACAGAAAGCCCAACUAGCCUCAUCUUCUAUUUGGCCCAGGCCCAGCCGCUGCUUGUGCUGCUGCUGGUGGUGGUGGUGGUAUGAGUGAUAGAAGAAGAAAAAACAAAGCAAGGAGGUGGAAGGUUGCUGAAGACGGGACCCCGAGUCUCCCUAGAGUUUACCCAGUUGUUUACACUCCCAGACGGGCCGCUGCUCCAAGAGCAGAGGGCGCCACACUGCGGAGCAAAAUGAAUAUGUGACAUAUCCGGCUGUUGGGACGAGGGCGCCUCCAAGGCCGCCGGUAGGAGGAUCACCCAUGUGCCCCGCUUUUUGUUGUUGUUUUUGUUUCGGUGCACAGGAUCAGGAUUAUAUGUCAAUGCCCCCAACACACACACACACACACACAAACACACACACCAGCACUCCCCCUUUACUGUUGUGAAUCGAUGAGCCCUUGAUGAUCAAAAUCUGCACUAAAACAAUCAUACCAGCCGACCUUGUGAGUUUUCAUGAGUAUUCGACCGCCACUUAAGUGUUUUUCUAAUCAGUGGACGCAUCACUGGGAUGGAAUUGCACUCGCAGAGCAUCUUAAAGUCACCGACCACUAUUACGCCCCCGCGACUGAAUUCAAAGGGAAGUCUUUAAAAAAAAUGAAUAAAAGAAAAAACAGACAAUCUGAGGAGGCCUUGAUGCUUUUAAUCGUUUUCACACCAAUCCGCCCGCACAUACUCCCACUGAUUCUUACCCGUCAAAAGUAGAAAAUCUCCCAUCCGACCUCACAAAAUAACUGGACUGCCUGGCCAUGUUCUUCACUGCAGGGAAACACGACCGAGUCGUAGAGAGAAAAGCAGCUGUGCUGAGUAAAGGGCGUCAAUGGCGGCUGAAGCGAUUUCUUUUUCUAAUCUAUGGAAGUGCCUCUGUAUUCCCAUUAUGCAAUUUGUCAAACAUGAAUUCAGGUUCAUUUUUCUCACGUAUAAGCUAUAGCGCAUGGUGAAAAAAAAAACACGUCAGGAGAGGGAGACAACGAGAAGGAAACGGCGAAAAAGCUCCCUAGAUAAUCGCAAGCAUCUUUAUAUAUAAUACACAUAUAUAUAUUUAUAGAUAUAUAUAAAUUGUUUUUGUUUUAUUUGCAAGAUAAGCUCUGUGGCAGUCUAGUUAUUUUUUGAAGCGUGGCGUACAUCGCGCAGUCAUAGGAUGCAUCGCAAAAAACAACCCGCCGUCUCCAAACCCACAUUAUUAAAACAUUAUGCGUGGCAAACACAACAAUAGAUGAUAAUAGAGUCGAGGAUGAUAAUAAACAAAAAAAGAUUAGAUUUUGUUGUUUUCUUUCUUGUUUUGAUGGGAAGUAUUGUUCUUGAAACUAAAUGAUGUAUGUCGAUUGAGCCAUGUGCAAUGCCUUGGUAGAGGAAUUGUGUUUGUUUGUUAGCGAUUGUUUUGAGGGCGUCUCGAGAAAAGAGGGCAGAACCCUCUAAGGUUUCUUUUCUUUUCAAGUCCACGUGCUCCAGGACUCUAAAUACAAGGGCGGAGAGAUGAUAUCCCAGUCUUUGUUUGGGGAAAUUUGUUUUUUUAUUUCCUUUUGUUGUUGUUUUUUUGUUUUUCUUCUUCUUCUUGCGUUUAUCAAAAAUGUUGAUUUCUAUUGAUUUUAUUUUCAAAAUGUGGGAGGGCUGAAGGAACAAUUUUGCAACUCGUAAAAAAUAUAUAUCACUAUGAAAAACCUGGUGCUUUCGUAAAGAAUAAAGUAAAUUCAAUCUCUAUUAUACAUAAAUAGUAAUAAACAAAACAAAAAGUGUUGUCAUAAGAGCAAAUUUUAGGAAAACAUGCAUUAGUCUAUUUCUCUUUUCUUUUUUUGUAUUUACCGAUUGGGGGGGUUCAUUGUUCUGAAAAAAGGUUGUUGUGACAAAAGGCACCCCACACACACACACACCUUUAUACGGGAGAGAAUGAUGACACCUGGUCUGAUGUAAGACGUCCAGUUGGCUCAGGGAGAGCGAGUUAGAGGCCUCCUCUGGUCAGAGGGGCGCCAUCAUCGAUUCAAGUGCCCCCCCCUCCCCACUUUCCUUAACACCGAAUCUCCCCCUGUAAAUGAUUAUAAAUACGUGUUUGGUGACGUAGUGUUAUAGACUCAGAGCAUCUAAAAGGUUGUCCCUAAAAAGUGCCUUUUGUUCACAGAUUCCAUCUCGUAAUCCUGAGUGCCCAUCUCGAAAGAAACAAACAAAAAAAUACACAAAAAACGUCCCCCUCCUUCAUACUUCUAUAUCUUUCUCUUCCUCUUCUUGGAGCUUUUUACGAGCAGUAUACGUAGUACUAAAGGACAUUGGUGUGAUUUAGUUCCUCUUUUUAUUGUUGAAUAAUUAGGGAAAGCAUAAAAAUAAAAAAAAAGCCACAAAAAAAAAGAUAUUUUCUGCUUCUCUUCCUCUGUAUCUUGUCUUCUUCUGUCUUCUCGGACACUGGAGUAGUCUGUAGCCGCGUAACGCUCCCCCCCCCCCAUGCCCCCUCCCUUUUCUCCCUUUCUCUGAAUGGCGGGGUUGAAAAAAGAAAAAAAAGAUUACGCAAAGAUUUUGGUUUUUAUUUUUUUGUCUGAGCAGAAUGCAGUUAGCUCACAUGUUAUUCUUCUUGUCUGUACGCUUUCACAUUGUAUCACCAUACCCAUCUUCUUCCGCUUCUCCAUUCAACAGCUAAUGUAAGUGAACAAGUUACACCACGGGGCUCUGGGCUGUGCGGAGGACGACGGAGCUAAGAAAUAGUCCUGUGACACAUCACCUCCUGUCGGAGGGAGGAGAGCACUCGUGUAAAGGUCUGGGUUCGGCCGGAAGUGAGCGAGAGAGAGAAAAAAGAAAGAGAGAGAUGGAGGGAGAGAGAGAUGGUCAGUUGUGUUGCUAGUGUAGGCGGAUGUGUUCGUAAUCCUUUUUUUAAUAAUUGAAUUUGGAUUCUUUCUUUUUGUUGGUCAUUGUUACUUUAUUGAGACCUUCAAUUAUGCACCUUUCUAGUGGUUGAAUGUGACCAGCUAUUUAAAUUGUAUUUAUAAUUUUUUUAAAUUUAGUUUUAUGGACUUGAAGCACCUUCUAGAGCGGAGCGGUUCCACAGCUCAGGUCACAGGCUGAGCGCGGGCACGAGACGCUGUGCACGUUCUCCUGAGCCGCAGCGUCUGAUUGGCCGAAGGGAAGAAGAAAAAGACGACCCAGUUCUAGAGAAAAGCAGCGGGGAAAUUACACCAGCAACAGCCAGCGAUUUACAGAUUCCUGUGAAGAAAAUUUAAAAAAAAUCAAUAUUCAACUUUUUUUGUGAUAUACUAUAAUUGUUUCUUCAUCAUGCAAAUGCAGCCAGCAGCAGUAUUAUCAAGCAAGCCUUUGACAAGAGAAAGCGCCACAGUUUGAGAAGCCAUAGCAGAGACGAACGGGUCGCACGGGGCUGUGUGUGUGUGUGUGUGUGUGUGUGUGUGUGUGUGUGUGUGUGUGUGUGUGUGUGUGUGUGUGUGUGUGUGUGUGUGUGUGUGUGUGUGUGUGUGUGUGUGUGUGUGUGUGUGUGUGUGUGUGUGUGUGUGUGUGUGUGUGUGUGUGUGUGUCUACGUUUCUGCCCCUGCACCGUUCAAAGAGCCCAGUCAGACCAUGCGGCUGAACUGUCCGCUGUUUUAUUUUUACAUUUAAUUUUUUAAUUUCCUUCGUUUGUUUUGAAGACGUUUUGUCGGAUGCUGGGCGCUAUGUUUAGUGUAGACUGAGCCCCCAAACCCACCUGGCCAGCCUCGGUCCUGGAAACCCCCCUCCCACCACGAGUGCUCCUCCUCCUCCUCCUCCUCCUCCUCCUCCAUCAGACACACCCCCAGAGCCCAUGGUGAAAUGCAUGUGUUAAUUACAGUUUCUUUUCCAUAAUAAUAAUAAAGAAAAAAAAACAGUUUGAAAAGAGCAACACCUUCUUGAUUGAAUAAACGGAUGUUCUUGGCUGUA
Messenger RNA from Pseudoliparis swirei, 7549 nucleotides. RefSeq names its product nuclear factor 1 X-type-like. Lineage: Eukaryota; Metazoa; Chordata; Actinopteri; Perciformes; Liparidae. Gene Ontology annotation, cellular component: nucleus. The record is from RefSeq and is a predicted model, not a curated record. The coding region runs from base 624 to 2003 and encodes 459 amino acids. Gene Ontology annotation, biological process: regulation of transcription by RNA polymerase II. The transcript has 11 exons. Gene Ontology annotation, molecular function: DNA-binding transcription factor activity, RNA polymerase II-specific; RNA polymerase II cis-regulatory region sequence-specific DNA binding.